Messenger RNA from Rhincodon typus (whale shark), 590 nucleotides. RefSeq names its product proteasome inhibitor subunit 1 (gene psmf1). The record is from RefSeq and is a predicted model, not a curated record. Gene Ontology annotation, molecular function: endopeptidase inhibitor activity; proteasome binding. The coding region runs from base 95 to 433 and encodes 112 amino acids. NCBI's taxonomy places the organism in Eukaryota, Metazoa, Chordata, Chondrichthyes, Orectolobiformes, Rhincodontidae. Gene Ontology annotation, biological process: proteasome-mediated ubiquitin-dependent protein catabolic process. The transcript is spliced from 3 exons.
CUGUGGUGACCGCUCUGUGAACCAGCGCACGCUCCCGACAGGCUCGUGCCCGCUCCUCGCGCGCUCCCGACAGGCUCGUUUUCGCUCCCGCAUCAUGGCGGGCCUGGAGCUGCUCUAUCACUCGGUGGCCCAGGAUGUGUCUUCUCCCCAAGACGCCUUGGUCUGUUUCGUGCACUGGGAGCUGGUCAGGGCGGGAUUCAAGUGCCUGGGGACCGGGGACCAGCCCUCGAACAGAGUCUUCAAGAAGGAAGAGGAGUUGCGGCAUCAUAUUGAAUCAGCAAUAGUUUCUCCUUUAGUUGGCACAAAGCAGCGAGCUGGAGGAGGGCAUCAGAAAGGAAAAAAAUCAAUUCGGUCUGGUCCAGGUGCUCAACCACAUGCGGGCACCAACCCACUCUUCAUCCCACCCAGUGCACCACAAAGGCAGCCUCCCUGAAAAUGAUACAUUUUGGAUGCAAGAACAAAGCAAAUGAACAUUUACCCUGCAUGACAAUUUUCUCUGCCUGGAAGAGUAAGAGUUAUUAGUGUGCAGAUGCAAACAUCUGUAAAAAUUGAAGGACGUAUAUUAAAGCUGAGAUUUUUCUGUUCAGGCC